AUGUAUUUGCUUGGGGUCUUGGUAUUAGAAAUUAUAAGUGGCAAAAGAAACAAAGGAGUCUAUUUCUCUCGGUCUGAGGAAUAUCUUUUAGGCAAAGCUUGGAAUUUUUGGACGAAAGGUGAAGGCUUGCAAGUAGUUGAUGCAUCCUUGGAUUGCUCAAUUGGUACCGCUGAUGUUUUAAGAUGUAUGAAAGUUGGAUUGCUAUGCGUUCAGGAGAGCCCUGAGGACAGACCAACAAUGUCGUCUGUUGUUUUGAUGUUAGGUGGCGAUAGUGACCACGCUUUGCUGCCUGAGCCUAAACAACCAGGUUUUGUGGCAAGAAAGCAUUUUUUGACUGAUCAUUCAUCGUCAAAGAUGGAUAUAUUACACAGUGUGAAUGGUGUAACAAUUACAAUGCUUGUAGGCAGGUAAUAAGCACUUUUAUCAGUUCUACCUCAAUAAUAGUGUGGUUAAAUUCUUAUGGGGAUGGAGCAUUCAUAUUCAUAAGGUGAAAAGGUACUGGUCAGUUUGUCUCCAACUAAUCUAGCCUAUUAUCCAACUUGUUUGAAUUGGACUAGACCACAUAUUAUUGAUUGUAAAUAAUAGGUAUUGGUGAUGUAGAUGAGAUGUAAACUUUGAGAUUUAAUCCUUUUUUCCCUAAGUGUGAUG
This is a messenger RNA of Asparagus officinalis (garden asparagus), 648 nucleotides long. RefSeq names its product receptor-like serine/threonine-protein kinase SD1-8. Gene Ontology annotation, molecular function: protein serine/threonine kinase activity. The transcript is spliced from 2 exons. NCBI's taxonomy places the organism in Eukaryota, Viridiplantae, Streptophyta, Magnoliopsida, Asparagales, Asparagaceae. The record is from RefSeq and is a predicted model, not a curated record. Bases 1 to 411 code for a protein of 136 amino acids.